AUGGAGAAUAUGAGGGGAUACUUCCACACCUACCGCGCGAACCGGGACUUGAAGCUGCUGUACAUCGACGGGAUGGCGGCGGGCAAGACGGACAUGGGCACGCUCGACACGCAGGACUUUCUGCUGCGCGGGGUGGUGGACCAGCCCAAGUUUGGCGAGUUUGAGCGCGCGGGGGACAUUUGCGCGCUCGUGAAGUCGUGGGGGCUGGACGGGGUGAUACGGAUGGAGAUUGGGUUCGAGAGCAUCUACUGCGACUUUACCGACGGGCUGGACCUGGUGAGCGUGCUGCGGCGGCCGUGGAGCGAGGAGUGGGUGUUGGUUGUGACGAACAGCUGGCUGAUGUACCCGCGAGAUGAGUACGACGUGGAGGUGAAGGAGAUGGUUGGGGACGCGAAGGAAAGGUGCGUGAGGCAGUAUCUUGCGCCCGCGGAGGUGGUGAGGAACGAGUGGACGGUCGAGGAUGGCCUCAUCCACACGGCUGUCGAGACCGUACUCGAGAGGAUCUGCGGGGAUCUCUACUCUGCUCGGGGAAUGUUAGUUGACGCUGCGCCGAAGCUUGCGGCUGCGUUCUCGGCGGAGGCCAUGAGCGAAGCCAUCGACGGGGCCGGGAGCGAGCUCGGAGAGGCGGUCGAGAGAGCGCGCGGGGUGAUGAAGGGGUUGAAGGAGUAUCUCAACUGGAGCGGGUGGAAGAAGUGCAGGCCUGGCUGUGCGGUGGACGAGGACUUCUUCGCGGAAUAUAUCAUGAUGCCGUUUAUGCACUCAGCUCAGCUUGUGCUUUAA
Colletotrichum chrysophilum is the source of this 780-nucleotide messenger RNA. RefSeq lists its product as uncharacterized. The record is from RefSeq and is a predicted model, not a curated record. Bases 1 to 780 code for a protein of 259 amino acids. The transcript has 3 exons. NCBI's taxonomy places the organism in Eukaryota, Fungi, Ascomycota, Sordariomycetes, Glomerellales, Glomerellaceae.